This is a messenger RNA of Mya arenaria, 1367 nucleotides long. Its product is annotated as NADH dehydrogenase [ubiquinone] iron-sulfur protein 3, mitochondrial-like. NCBI's taxonomy places the organism in Eukaryota, Metazoa, Mollusca, Bivalvia, Myida, Myidae. The transcript has 7 exons. Bases 38 to 850 code for a protein of 270 amino acids. The record is from RefSeq and is a predicted model, not a curated record. Gene Ontology annotation, molecular function: NADH dehydrogenase (ubiquinone) activity.
UAAUAUUUUUAGACUCCUCCCUAAAACAUCAAGGGCAAUGGCUUCAAGAUUUGGGAGGUUUUUGAGGCCUUUGGCUGUUAAUUUAGCCAAAACAAAAGUCUUGCCACAAACCAGAGUUGUGUCCCAUGCAUUCAGGCUGCAAUCAACAUCAACAGGAGCUGCAGAAGAAAAGAGCCCUACUGUGAGGUAUGCUGACCCUGUUAAGACCAAGGCAUUGACAGACUUUGGUCAGUAUGUUGCUGACAUCCUGCCAAAAUAUGUACAAAAGGUGGAGGUAUGUCACGGUGAUGAGCUGGAUAUCUUGAUCCACCCUGAUGGUAUCAUCCCAACAAUUCUGUUCCUACGAGACCAUCACCAUGCACAGUUUCUUAAUAUCUCCGACAUCACGGCAAUAGAUGUCCCCUCACGAACAUACAGAUUUGAGCUGAUCUACAUGUUGCUGUCCCUGCGUUUUAAUGCGCGCAUCAAAUUGAAGACGUACACUGAUGAGCUCACUCCAAUGGACUCCAUCACGCCGGUACUGCCAGCUGCCAACUGGUAUGAGAGAGAGAUCUGGGAUAUGUACGGAGUAUAUUUCUCCAACCACCCUGACCUUCGCCGCCUCCUGACAGACUAUGGAUUUGAAGGUCACCCAAUGAGAAGAGACUUCCCUCUCACAGGAUAUAUGGAGCUACGUUAUGAUGAUGAGCUGGGCCGAUGUGUGAUGGAGCCGUUGGAGCUAGCCCAGGAAAUGCGCAAGUUUGAGUACAGCUCACCGUGGGAACAGUUCCCUAAAUACCGCCUCGCCGAUCCCUCAAAGGAAGAAGCUGAUCCCGAACAAGUUACAGGUGGAACCGAGGAGAAGAAAUAGACAUCUGUUGAUUUUGCUUAUUCAUUAUAUGAACCAUAGAACUUGACUGAAAUUAUUCAAAAGUGAUAAAUUAAAAACACUGUUUGGUUUGUUUCGUAGAAGCUUCAAAGUGGAGAGAAAAUAGAAGUUAAGUGAUACAUGGUUUGUUCAUUGAGUUCCAGAACGGCAUAACACCCUUCUUAUUUUGUCUGUAGAAGGUUCCUUUGGCAUUUAAUAGGAAAAAAAUAUUUGUAAAAUAUUUAUGUGAUUGUAUGUCAAAAAGAUCUGAUUCAACUCGAAAAGGACGUUAUGGGAUGUCUUAUUAGUUAUGGAAGUAUGAUUUAAAUAAAUUAGUUACAGGAAACUUGUCUAAAUCUCCAUAAAACCCUGCUUAAAAUGCUUAAGUAUGUUGUUGAAAAUGUCAGUAUGUGUAAACUAAAGUCUUGAAGAUUGUUGCAGAUGUUUUUGUUUUUAAUUGAAAGGAGGAGUGCAUACUGUGGUGUUAAGUGCGGUUUAUGAAAUAAAUUAUUGAUUAAUA